AUGAAGGUUCAUCAAGGAACGUCCGUCUUGUGCACUGGGGCAGGUUCUGGCAUUGGUCGAGAGACGGUGCUGGCGCUUGCAAAGCUAGGUGCAGAUGUCACAGUGGUGGAUCUUUCAGAGGAGGGCGGCAGAGAGACUGUCCGUCUAAUUGAGGAGGCAAGGCAAACACUUUCUGGCAGACAAAGUGGCGGGCCUCCGGCGGCCAUUUUUGUCAAGUGCGACGUCACCAAACCAGAACAAUUGGUGGCUGCGUUCAAGGCUCAUCUCAGCACUUACGGCAAGCUAGACAUAUGCAUCAACAAUGCUGGGAUAAUGGAGAACACGCGCUUUUUGGAUGAUGCCUCAGAAAAUGGGGCAGGGGCCUGGCGAAAAGUCGUGGACAUCAAUCUGACGGCCACCAUCGAUGGAACGCGGCUAGCCCUGCGGGCCAUGCUGGAGCGCAAGACGCCCGGCGCCAUCGUCAACAUUGCCUCAGCCGCCGGCCUCUACCCCACCCCCUUUGGGCCCAUCUAUGCUGCUUCCAAAGGCGGUGUCGUCCAGUUCACCCGCUCGCUGGCCCACUUCUCUAAGAAAGGCAUGCGAGUCAAUGCCCUCUGUCCCCUCUACAUCCAGACCCCCAUGUCAUCUCCCGGCGUUGGAUUGAUCAAGUCCUACUUGGACGAAGCUGGGGGGUACAUCCCCAUGCAAACUGUCAUAGAUGGGGGGGUGGUCCAGCUGACGAGAUCAUUGGGUCACUUCAAGAGAAAGGGAGUCCGAGUGAACGCUCUGUGCCCCGAGUUCAUUGACACGGCCUUGGGGAAAAUGGCCGAGGAACACAUCGGAGCGCAUCUCAAGUCGGUGGGGGGCUUUAUUCCCAUGUCGGUCGUAGUAGAAGGCAUCCUGGAGCUCAUUGAUGACGACAGCAAGGCGGGGGAAUGCAUGCGCAUCACGAAUCGGACGGGGCGAGACUACUGGCGGCCGAAAAACGUGGGGCCGCCAGCGAGGGGGCAAGGGAAACCUGUGGCUGCAAACCUUCCAGCGGAAACCCGGAAGAUUGUCGUCCACACUCUGAGCACGGACUUCCGCUCCGCCACGCGGCUAGUGUCAGAACCCAUGCCGCGUCCUGCCAAGGGGACCAUCCUGAUGCGACACGUCUACGCCGGCAUCAACGCAAGCGACAUCAACAUGAGCGCCGGGCGUUACUUUGGCAGCCACGAGAACGCGCUCAAGAUGCUGCCGUUCGCUGCCGGUUUCGAAGCCGUUGGAGAAGUCGUCGCGGUCGGGGAAGGCGUCAAGGACUUCGCCGUGGGCGCGCCGGUGGCCACGCUCUCGUACGGCGGCUUCGCAGAGUACUCACAGGUGGAUGCAAAGGUAGCCAUCGCCGUGCCGGAGAUCUCUCCAGAGUUGGUUGCCAUGCUGACGUCAGGUCUGACGGCUUCCCUUGGACUCGAACAGGGCAAAAUGGGCACCGGCGAGACGGUUCUGGUCACGGCGGCUGCGGGCGGCACCGGCCAGUUUGCGGUCCAGCUGGCGAAGCUGGCGGGGAACACCGUGGUCGCGACGUGCGGGGGCGCGGAGAAAGCGGCCCUCUUGCGGAGCCUGGGGGUGGACCGCGUGAUCGACUACCGGACAGAGGACGUCGGACAGGUGCUCAAGACGGAGUUCCAACAAGGUAUGGACGUCAUCUACGAGUCGGUGGGCGGCAAGAUGUUCUCCACGUGCGUCAACGCGCUUGCGCGCGGCGGCCGCCUCGUCGUCAUCGGGAUGAUGUCACAGUACACGGCUGACGCCAGCAAGGGCUGGGCGCCCUCGCAGCAGACGGGCCUCCCGGAGAAGCUGCUGUGGAAGUCGCAGCAGCUCAUCGGCUUCUUCUUGGUGCACCACACGCGGGACUACCGCAAGCACCUCGCCAAGCUGAGCAACCUGCACCGAAGCGGGCACCUCAAGGCCUCUUUCUUAGCAGUACAGAGGACCCUCGCGAUGCAAGAGCGGAUGUGGCGAUCGACCCCGUGCAGUUCCGGGGCCUCGAGUCCGUGCCGGAUGCAGUGGAUCACCUACAAGCGGGGAAGAGCUUGGGCAAGGUCGUUGUCACGAUUGCGAAGAAUGCGCAGCGGAGUUCAAAGCUGUAAAACACUCCUGCGGAAGGCGUCGCACUUGAGAGAUCAGCUACGUGCCAGUUUGUACCAUACUCGUUAUCGAGGUCAAGGCACAAGUUUUGACAAGAGGUAUUUCGCAAGCAUAUGGCACACGAGUAACCAGAGGACUAACUUUGCCCCCGAACACUGUCAAAUAGACUCCAAUUUGAAAAGGCCUCGGCUUGGUUUGAAUGCAACGGGUCGUGCGAGUCUAGCCGGCUUGAACGGAAAUUUCAACCUGACGGUCAUACGCACGGAACGUCAUGGUAGAGAUGCGAUCGAAGUGAAGGGACUCAGGUGUUUACAAGAACGGCUCCCUUCCAUAAUGUCUAUCAAAGACGGCACCGUCCAACAUUUCAAAGCAUAUGGGAAGAAUCUGGAUUCAAUCCGACGGAACGCUCUCAACGUCUUGCAAUAA
Molecule: messenger RNA, 2532 nt
Organism: Klebsormidium nitens
Lineage: Eukaryota; Viridiplantae; Streptophyta; Klebsormidiophyceae; Klebsormidiales; Klebsormidiaceae
Source: the annotation of a GenBank genome assembly